CUCUCUCUCUCUACCCCCCUCCUCUCUCUCUCUCUUACUGUGCCAGCCUUGAUAUUUAUGGGCUGAAUCGUGGCUUUUGGACAUUUCAUGGGAGGUGUUGAAGAUGAUGAUCCACCCUUGAAACGAUUAAAGAUUUCCCCAAGAGACAUAAGAAGCAUAUCAAAGGAUUUGCCUCUGGCAGGGCCACUAGGCUCUGUUGGAGUCUUAAUGGCCAGCUCUCCCACUGUUCAUGGUGAUGAGGAGACAGUUGGCUCCAAAGGAGUAAUUAGAAGGGUGGAGCUUGUUCGAAUAAUCACAAAAGCUCUCUAUUCCUUGGGUUAUGAGAAGAGUGGUGCUCUCCUGGAGGAAGAGUCUGGAAUACCGUUGCAUUCUUCUCAAGUAAAGUUGUUUCGACAGCAAGUACUUGAAGGUAAAUGGGAUGAAAGUGUGAAUACACUUAGGAAAAUCGGUCAACUAGAUGAAAACACUCUCAAAUCCUCAAUUUUCUUAAUUUUGGAGCAAAAGCUCUUUGAGUUUCUAGCUAAGGGAAGCAUUUCCGAGGCAUUGAGGACACUGAGAUCGGAGAUUACCCCUCUCAAUAUAAACAGAAGGAGACUUCAUGAGCUCGCUGCCUUUAUAGUGUCACCUCCAAAACUUGAACUGGUGAGAUCCAUCAACCAUUUAGGUUCAAAUAUGAACCCAAGAUUCUAUCUUCUUGAAGAAUUGCAGAAAUUGUUGCCACCCACUAUCAUGAUUCCAGAAAGAAGAUUGGAGCACCUAUUGGAACAAGCUCUUAAUGUGCAAAGGAAAUCUUGUGUAUUCCACAAUGAUCACUCUCUCUCUCUAUACACAGAUCACAGAUGCGGAAGAGAUCAAAUACCGACAAAAACUGUACAGGUGUUGCAUGGGCACCAUAGUGAGGUUUGGUUCCUUCAGUUCUCUAACAAUGGGAAAUAUUUAGCCUCAUCAUCUAAUGAUUGCACAGCAAUAAUAUGGGAGGUCAAUGAGGAUGGUGUAUUGUCCUUGAAGCAUACUCUAGCGGGGCAUCAGAAAUCUAUUCCAGUCAUGGCAUGGCGCCCUGAUGACCGGCAGCUACUGACGUGCGGUGUGGAAGAGGUCAUUAGGCGCUGGGAUGUUGAGACAGGGAAAUGCCUACAUGUGUAUGAAAAGGGUGCUCUAACCCUAAAUACAUGCGCCUGGUUUCCUGAUGGCAAGCAUUUGAUUGGUGGGGUGAGCGAUAAAAGCAUAUGCAUGUGGGAUCUUGAUGGGAAAGAGAUUGAUUGUUGGAAAGGGCAGAGGGUACUUAAAGUUUCUGAUAUGGCAGUUACCUCAGAUGGGAAGACUAUAAUUAGCAUUUGUAGGUAUUCGGCUGUGAUGCUUUAUGACAGAGAAGGGAAGAGGGAAAGAUUGAUCGAAGAGGAUCAGUCCAUUACUUCAUUUUCUCUCUCUAAGGAUGGCAAGUUCCUUUUGAUGAAUCUUGUAAAUGAGGAGAUUCACCUUUGGAGCAUUAAUGGCGAGCCUAAGCUGGUGGGUCGAUAUAGGGGCCACAAGCGAUCUCGGUUGGUGAUAAGAUCUUGUUUUGGUGGGUUGGAGCAAGCAUUUAUUGCAAGCGGGAGUGAGGAUUCACAGGUUUAUCUAUGGCAUAGAGGAACGAGGGAGUUAUUUGAGGUAUUACCAGGUCAUUCAGGGGCUGUAAACUGUGUGAGUUGGAAUCCUGUAAACGCUCACAUGUUUGCUUCAGCCAGCGAUGACAGCACUAUACGCAUAUGGGGAGUGGAAGGGGUGGGCUCAAAGCGCAAAGGUGCAUGCUCUAGCAAUGGGACCAUCCAUCAUUGCAAUGGAGGAUAAUGAUGACAUCAUUACUGGCAAUAUACAAUGAAGAAAAAUACAGAAAAGUGGGUAUCUUUCUUUCAGUCUAUUUCAUUUCUGCAUUUGUACAUCCCCUUUGCUUUUCGUAGCAAAAAAACAUGUAACUAUACAUUUGCUCUUUUCCAAUAAAUUCUCUGAUUGGUAGUGAUGACGAUUAUCUGUUAACUU
Amborella trichopoda is the source of this 2016-nucleotide messenger RNA. Its product is annotated as transducin family protein / WD-40 repeat family protein. Lineage: Eukaryota; Viridiplantae; Streptophyta; Magnoliopsida; Amborellales; Amborellaceae. The record is from RefSeq and is a predicted model, not a curated record. Gene Ontology annotation, molecular function: protein binding.